AUGGACCAGUACCCUGCGGUUGGGCCUCGUGUACCAAAAGAUGAGUUUAUGCGCGCCUUAGGCCUCGAUCAUCAGAACCCAACUCACGAGAACUACUAUCGACAAAUGAGGGAGGUGGCCAUUGCUGUAUACAACCGAAUGAAUCAGGACAGGUCGAACUUGAUAGACGAAAAACGCGGCGAUCCAGACUGCCGGCCACCAUUCUUUUGGCAUCAUAUUCGUAACGAACGACGCCGUUGCGGCAUUCUCGAUACAUGGCAACAAGCGCCUGCCGGAUCCAUGGCCCGAACUUUGUUCGAUCGAGGUCAGACCAACGGCGAGCACGCACCGAACUGGGUAACAUUAUGGCUGCUAUACAGCGUCUUUCGAUCUCGAGACUUCCGCAAUAAUCGCAAUCGACGCAAUGGAGACGACCGAGGCGAAGGCGGAACUGGACGACCAGGCCCUAGCAAUGGUGGUAACAGCGAUACAAAAUACUAUGACCCAGCCCGGAAUGCUCACUUGGUACGAUAA
Molecule: messenger RNA, 513 nt
Organism: Endocarpon pusillum Z07020
Lineage: Eukaryota; Fungi; Ascomycota; Eurotiomycetes; Verrucariales; Verrucariaceae
Exons: 3
Coding region: 1-513 (170 amino acids)
Source: RefSeq, a predicted model, not a curated record